GGGGCUUUGGCAGCCUUCCCGCCACAACGUCAGCUCCCAGUUGAUGGCGGCCCCACCACAGCUUGCGCCGACAACCACGACUCGAUUUCUACCAGACGACAACUUACGAGCGCGCCAUUGAACCAAGCGUCUGUUCAAGAUGUUGCUGCUCGACUACCAGAAUGUGCUGAUACAAUCGGUGUUCACGGAGCGCUUCUCCGGAGCAGCGCCCGUGUCCAUCGAUCAGACCGUCUCCGAUUUCGAUGGCGUCACCUUCCACAUCUCGACCCCCGAGUCGAAAACCAAGAUCAUGGUAUCAAUCCAGAUCCGCUGCUUCCCAGACUUGCUCCGCUACGGCGCCGAGGAGGUCCUCAACCGCGAGUACGGGUCCUACGUUGUCCCGCCAGAACCAGGCUUCGACUUCUCCAUAUUGAUCGACCUGGAGAAUCUGCCCGCUGAGCAGGAGGCACGAGACGAGCUGAUCAAGAGCAUCUCCUUGCUUAAACGCAACGCCAUGGCCGCCCCGUUCGAGCAGGCUUACCAGGAACACUAUCACCUCAAGCAGGAAGCCGCCAAGUUUACCUCCGAGGAAGCGCCCCAAGGCGUGCGUGAGGGCGGCGAGGUCAAGGCGAUCCACUACCGCGAGGAGGAGGCCAUCUAUGUCAAGGCCAGCCACGACCGUGUCACGGUCAUCUUCAGCACAAUUUUUAGAGAGGAGACCGACCGCGUUUUUGGCAAGGUCUUUAUUCAGGAAUUUGUCGACGCCCGCCGCCGCGCCAUUCAAAACGCACCCCAGGUGCUGUUCCGCAACGACCCCCCGCUCGAGCUACAGGGAGUGCCCGGCGUGAAGAACACCGGCACCGGCGAGAUUGGCUACGUAACAUUUGUUCUCUUCCCCCGCCAUCUCACGCCCCAGCGGAUGCCCGAUGUCAUCUCGCAUAUCCAAACCUUCCGUGACUAUUUCCACUACCACAUCAAGGCCUCCAAGGCAUACAUCCACUCCCGCAUGAGACGGCGGACGGCAGACUUCCUCCAGGUUCUCCGCAGAGCCAGGCCAGACAGCGAAGAAAAGGAGCGCAAGACAGCAAGCGGGAGGACCUUCAAGGCGGGGAGCUAAACAAACUCCAGCACAUAUAGACGGACGACGAAUGAUGAUAGCCUGCGCCAUUACAACAAAAAUACUCAUAACUACGUGCUA
Molecule: messenger RNA, 1177 nt
Organism: Chaetomium fimeti
Lineage: Eukaryota; Fungi; Ascomycota; Sordariomycetes; Sordariales; Chaetomiaceae
Product: Arp2/3 complex, 34 kd subunit p34-Arc-domain-containing protein
Exons: 6
Coding region: 140-1096 (318 amino acids)
Biological process (GO): Arp2/3 complex-mediated actin nucleation; actin filament polymerization
Cellular component (GO): actin cytoskeleton; Arp2/3 protein complex
Molecular function (GO): actin filament binding; structural constituent of cytoskeleton
Source: RefSeq, a predicted model, not a curated record